UGUUAUGUAAGGACAGGCACUGGUGUGAAGUAAGUGUGUGUCUGGUUGGCACGUGUGACGUCACACGAAUUAUCCGCCCGUGGCCCUGGAGCCGUGUGUUAGGUGUGUAAGUGUAUUAGCCUAAUCCUGUGGAGAUGUGCUCCACACUGAUCCCAGCAUUAACGUAGUCACACACACACACACUCAGACAGACAGACACACACACUCAGACACAUGGAUGAAGAUGCACUGUAGAUGUGGCCUGUUGUGAUGGAUCUAUUCGAAGCCAGAGGAGCCCAGAUUCACUCAGCUCCUCCACACUGAGCAGCACCAUGUCAGGACUGAACUCACUGGUGUGGAGCUUCCUGCUGCUUUCUGCAGGAGCUCUCAGUGAGGAGACCGCUGAGGUGUGUGACUCCAGCCCGUGUCAGAACGGGGGUGUGUGUGUGGGUCUGGGUGAUGGGUACAGGUGUGAGUGUGUAGAUCAGCCCCGGGACGGGCUCCUGUACGGGGGGGAGAACUGCGCGGUGCUGCUGCUGGGCUGUGAGCGGCACCGGUGCCAAAACGGAGCCGCGUGCUCUCCGUACCUCAACAACGGACGCCACCGGUACCAGUGCUCCUGCCCCGUGGGCUUCACCGGGACCCGGUGCCAAACAUCCACCACCUUCUCCUUCGAGCACCGCGGCUUCCUCCACAUCCAGAGCCCUGUACAGGACACCACACUGACCCUGAACCUGACCCUGAGCUUCAGGACCGUCCAGAGCACCGCCACCCUGCUGCAGUGCCAGGUGAGCGAGCAGUACCUCACGCUGGAGCUACGGGACGGCCGCCUACGCCUCACCCUCCAGCAGGUCCAGGACAUCCACUCAGUCCUGGUGGAGCUGCUGCUGGAUGUCUCAGACGGCCUCUGGCACACCGUCCACGCUUACCUGAACACCGACGGCCUGCUGGGGGUCAGUCUGCUGGACCCCUCCUGCACCCUUGAGACCUGCCACAAGGUGGCGCUAGUGGAGGGGUCCGAAUCAAACUCCCUGCCUGAACUGGGCUCCGGCCUGCAGGAGAUCCAGAGCGUGUUUAUUGGUGGGACUGGGGAACAUCAGCAGGACAUUUACAGCAUAGAAGACGUUACUGUGGAGGGCGGACCCGGCUCUUAUUUCCUGGGCUGCAUGCGGGACGUCCGGCUCCACUCCCGGACGGUGGUUCCGGGAUCAGGGCUGAAUCAGGUCAACCUCAGCCUGGGCUGCAGCGAGAGGGAUACCUGCCAGGACGUCCCGUGUCUGAACAGGGGCAGGUGCAUCAGCCUGGGGUGGAGGAAACACACCUGCGAGUGCCAUCGACCGUACGAGGGGGACGACUGCUCUGAGGAGUACAUUGCUGCUCGCUUUGGAAACGAAGACCUGGAGAGCUACGCUGUGUUUUCCAUAGACGAUGAGCCUGGAGAGUCUUUCACCCUGUCCAUGUUUGUGAGAACCCGUCGGCUGCAGGGUCUUCUCCUGGUGCUUUCCAACAGCACCAGCCAGUACCUCCGGCUGUGGCUGGAGGACGGAAAGGUCAAAGCUCAGGUCAACAACUUUGAAAGCCUGCUGAGCCGGGACAGCAUUAACGACGGCCACUUCCACCUGCUGAGCGUGUUCCUGCAGCCGGGGAGACUGAGCCUCACCCAGUCUGCCAAACCCCAGGGCAGCAUGGCCACCCGGAGGCUCACGGUCCAGGCUGGAGACGCCGUGCACGUUGGAGGACUGCCAGACCGUAAAGCCUCCUUGGCUUUUGGAGGUUAUUUUAAAGGCUGCAUCCAGGACUUAAGGCUGGGCUCCAGGCGCCUGCAGUUUUACUCCAUCAACAGCACAGUCAGCUCUUACACCCUGGACACCAUGGUGGAGGUGACCCGCGGCUGCACCGGAGAUAACUCCUGCAAUAAAAAUCCCUGUCUGAAUGGCGGCGUGUGCUACUCCAUGUGGGACGACUUUACCUGCAGUUGUCCUCCCAACACAGCAGGGCGGCGCUGUGAGGAGGUGAAGUGGUGUGAUCUCUCUCCAUGUCCCUCGUCUGCGUCCUGUCAGACACACAGCCAGGGCUUUGAGUGUGUUUCGAACGUGACUCUUCGUGAAGGCAGUACUGUAAUCACACACAGAGGCAACGGAAAGAUCCGGCGGCUCCUGUCCAGCGUCUCCCUGAGUUUCCGCACCAGGAAGCGGGAUGCUACCCUGCUUCACGCCGAGCACCGGUCCAAGUUCAUCACUGUCUCUCUUCAGAAUGAACAUCUGGUUCUGGAGCUGCAGGUCGGAGAGGCUGCCCCCUUGCUGCAUGUACAGAGCCGGAUGGCACUGAGUGAUGGACUCUGGCACAGUGCCGUUCUGAGCAUGGACAGUCCUGCUCUUCAAAACUCCACCUGGACUAUGGUUGUGGACCAGCGACAAGAAGAAGCCUCAGUGUCUUCUGUAGCGUCUGGAAAUCUGGACUUCCUAAAAGAAGACGUGGACAUCCUGCUCAGUGGUUUGGGACCGUGGGCGAAUCUGGAGGGAUGUCUGGGUUGGGUGGAGAUUGGCAGACUUUCGUUGCCUUUCUACAGCCAGGCUGAGCUCAGUCUGCCCAGGCCUCAGGAGGAACAGUUUUUGAGGACUUCUGGAAGUCCACGCUUCGGCUGCCAGGGGUCCAGGGUGUGUGAACCCAACCCUUGCCAGAACGGAGGGCAGUGCCAGGACCUGUUUGACCUAUUUCGGUGCCAUUGCCCCUCUGCCUGGGGCGGACGGGUCUGCGAGACUAAUGCAGACGCCUGCUUCUCAAACCCUUGCGUCCACGGUUCCUGCCACAUGGUCUCUGAGGGUUACGAGUGCUUGUGUGAGGCGGGAUACACCGGUCACCACUGUGAAGAAGAUGUGGACAUGUGUGCAGGACACAAGUGCAGCAACGGAGGGACCUGUCUAAGAGGUCUGAAACAAUAUGCCUGUCUCUGCCCGAGAAACACCACCGGACGUUACUGCAGAGAAAGAGUUCCAGAACUCCCAUGGUACAUCGACAGGAUCCCGUUUCCCAAGUUACAGGUCUCAGUCUGUGGGGACGAUAAGUGGAACUAUAGCUGCUUCAAUGGAGGAAACUGCUCAACUUCGGAGGGGAUGUGUGAUUGUAUGCCUGGUUUCACUGGACACUGGUGUGAGAUGGAGCUGGAUGAGUGCGCCUCCAACCCCUGCCUGAACGGAGGAUACUGCCGCAACCUCGUCAACAAGUUCCACUGCAUGUGUGAGAUGAGCUUUGCAGGGGAACACUGUCAGAUCGACGUCAGCGACUUUUACCUCUACGUCUUUCUGCUCCUGUGGCAGAACAUCUUCCAGCUGCUCUCCUACCUGAUCCUCCGCCUGGACGACGACCCCGAGAUCGAGUGGAACGCCGCCAACGAUGACUAGACACAGUAAUGAGGCCUGAAGGGGUUUAUUCUUCUUCUAUGUGUUUAACAAUGAGAUGGGAUGAAGAGCAUUCUCAAAAAACCCUUAAUUUUCCAAGAGGAUUUUUGUAGGACUGGCAACGUUGUAUAUAAGUGGUACAUUUGGGUACAGUAGAGUCCAUGAAGAAAAGGACACAGCAGGACAC
Molecule: messenger RNA, 3564 nt
Organism: Astyanax mexicanus (Mexican tetra)
Lineage: Eukaryota; Metazoa; Chordata; Actinopteri; Characiformes; Acestrorhamphidae
Product: protein crumbs homolog 1
Exons: 11
Coding region: 312-3380 (1022 amino acids)
Biological process (GO): establishment or maintenance of epithelial cell apical/basal polarity; heterophilic cell-cell adhesion
Cellular component (GO): plasma membrane; protein-containing complex
Molecular function (GO): calcium ion binding
Source: RefSeq, a predicted model, not a curated record